Messenger RNA from Ixodes scapularis (black-legged tick), 822 nucleotides. Its product is annotated as glycine-rich cell wall structural protein 1-like. The transcript is spliced from 3 exons. Bases 1 to 822 code for a protein of 273 amino acids. The record is from RefSeq and is a predicted model, not a curated record. NCBI's taxonomy places the organism in Eukaryota, Metazoa, Arthropoda, Arachnida, Ixodida, Ixodidae.
AUGAAGAAUGAAUCUCGUGUUUUCGCACAGCCACAGUGUCAGCUGCCUACUUCCCUCAUUAUGUGGUUAGCCCGAACACUUGUAACCCCUAAAGUGCUUAUUCUGUCCUCGUUGGCGGCCUGCGCCUACGGCGGCGGUGUCGGACUCGUUGGAGGCGGCGGCGGAUAUGGUCUUGGCGGUGGUCUCGGUGGCGGUCUCGGUGGUGGAUACGGUCUUGGCGGGGGAGGCUUCGGUGGUCUCGGUGGCGGAUACGGUCUUGGCGGCGGAGGCUUCGGCGGUGGCCUUGGAGGAUACGGACUCGGCGGAGGCCUCGGCGGCGGCUUCGGCGGGGGCCUGGUCGGUCUUGGUGGAGGCGGAGGACUCGGCCUCGGAGGUCUUGGUUUCGGAGGAUUCGGUCCAGGUGUCGCUGUAGCCGCUGCCCCCGUAGCCGUGGCCGCACCCGUCGCUGUUGCCCCAGUGGCUGUGGCCACGCCAGUCGCUGUUGCGAAGCCCGUCGCUACAGUGUCCUACGUGAAGCAGCCAGUGGUCCGUCUCAACUUUGUAACCAAGCCAGUGGUUAGCUACGUCAAGCAGCCCGUGGCUUCGGUGUCCCACCACAUCCGGCCAGUGGUCCACUACCCGGUCGGCGCUGUCGGAGUCGGAGUCGGAGGCGGUUUCGGAGGUCUCGGAGGUCUCGGAGGCGGCGGCGGUCUUGGCGGAUUCGGAGGUGGUUUCGGCGGACUUGGCGGAGGAUACGGCGGAGGACUCGGUGGCUACGGCGGCGGCCUUGGCGGUCUCGGCGGAUACGGCGGCGUCGGAAAGCUUGGCUAUGGCAAGAAGUAG